Molecule: messenger RNA, 939 nt
Organism: Aspergillus steynii IBT 23096
Lineage: Eukaryota; Fungi; Ascomycota; Eurotiomycetes; Eurotiales; Aspergillaceae
Exons: 2
Coding region: 1-939 (312 amino acids)
Source: RefSeq, a predicted model, not a curated record
AUGGAUAUGAGUUCUGUAGAUCUUACCGACAUGGGCACAUUGAUCCGUGCAGUCCUCGACGAUCCUAAUACCAGUCGUCCGCGUAUCUCAGGCAUCACACAGCUCUUUUACUCGGCACGUGGGCCAUGUGCGCUCCCAAACGACCCCCAAAAAGUCAAGAUAGGCUAUUAUGUUAGCGACCGUGGUCCGUGUCAAGGUCUGUGUCAAGAAUACUCCCUGGAGGACUUCGAUAAUUUUCCCAAAAGCCGAGAGGAGGAGAAACGCAUCGUUGGAUACCCAGUCCAUAUGCAUUGCUGGAUUAUUUUAACAUGGAUCAUUGGAAAGGAGCUCCUUGAAAGCAACCUCAACAUCCUCUUGAAGUCUGCACAGAAGCUCGACAGAGACCAGCGCGGUAUGGUAGAUGAAACCCUCGCUCUUGGAUUUGAUAUUCUCUACGCCCGAGGCGAAGACGGAAAGCGACGGUGCCUCAACCAGUCUUAUCAAAGCCCAGCAUUUGUCCCAAGAAUUCAAUGCGUGAUUGAUGAGGCCCGAGAAAUGCGGCCUCGAACCGAUGCCAUAAGGAAACGGUGGAAGCAGCCUUUGGUCCAGAUUCCCGCUGACCUGAUUUUGAUCAUAAUUGAAAAGCUUCGGGUUUGGCCAUGGAUAAUUGAUAGCGGAUUCAAAGACAUAAUCAACGCCAUGUGCACCUUUCAAUGGAUAUUGUGUGACACCUAUUGGCAAGGUUACUGCGCCAGAACGCUUGUAUUCGAGUACGAGGGUCUUAUCGAAUCCAAACAGUUGAUUGACUGGCAAUUUCUCAGCUUGAGGGUGCGACAUCUUUUUGAUGGUCACCAAACCUUUCAUCUAAGUUAUAGAACCCAGUUAAUUUGGCGGGCCCAGAAAAUUGAGAAAGACUUUCUGAAGAGCCUGAAGGCGAAUCAAUAUCUUACUCCAACUUAA